Achroia grisella is the source of this 4152-nucleotide messenger RNA. It is a transcript of the gene serpin-4, whose product is annotated as serine protease inhibitor 77Ba-like. Gene Ontology annotation, molecular function: serine-type endopeptidase inhibitor activity. The coding region runs from base 230 to 1504 and encodes 424 amino acids. The record is from RefSeq and is a predicted model, not a curated record. The transcript has a single exon. Lineage: Eukaryota; Metazoa; Arthropoda; Insecta; Lepidoptera; Pyralidae.
AGCCGCGAUUGUAAUAAAUACGUCUAAAAACAUACAACAUUGCGCAGCAAACUCGAGAACCGGUCAGUCUUCCUCGUUCGCGCGACGUGACGUUCGUGUCAAGUGUUCUUUGCAUGAUGACUACAUAACAAACUUUUAACAAAUUUAAAAAAGAAUCUCUAGUUCUGUUAAUUUGAAAUUUAAAAUAAGAAUAUUAUUAUCGAACGUUACGUUUAAUUAAUUAAAAAAAAUGUGUGCUUCAGUGUUAAAGUUGUUCUUUUCUGUUUUAUUAAUUGUGCUGUGUUCUGGACAAAGCAAUGUGCCUGCAGUGCCCAUUAGCUCGCCUCAAUUGCCUCCUCUCGACCUUUACAUGGAGCCACUGACGGAGCGGAUUGGUAAUUUUUCGGUGGAACUUUUGCAUUAUACUUCAAAAUUGCAGAACCAUACACAAAACUUCAUAAUGUCACCAAUUACUGUAUGGUCUGUACUGGCCGUCAUCGCUGAAGGCGCGAGCAGUCUUACUCUAGCGCAAAUUCAUAAAGCCAUUAGAUUGUCGUUAAAAAAUAGAGAAAAUACAAGAAACCAGUUUAGAAACGUAGCCCAACACUUAUUAGUGAAUACAAAAACAGUAGAAUUAGCUAAGAUUAAUGCAAUUUUUGUAAAUAUUGACAAUUUACCGUUGUCAGACUACAGACAUAUAGCGAAGACUUAUUAUGACACAGAUGUAGUGCCUCUGAACUUUGCAGAUGCUGAGAACUCAGCAAAUUCCAUAAACCGUGCCAUAUCUAAUGUGACACAUGGGAGAAUAAAGAAUUUAGUUGAUGGUAGUAUCUUUAGAAGUGCUCCAAUGGUGCUUACGAGUGCAUUAUACUUCAGAGGCCAGUGGACGGUGCCAUUCAAUGCUACAUAUACAACGAGAAUGCCAUUUUACAAUAGCCAUGGUCAAAGGAUUGGUGAAGUAAAUAUGAUGUACAGUCGGCACACAUACCCCUUUGCUAACAUUCAAGAACUAAAAGCUAGAGUUAUGGAAAUACCCUAUGGUAUAGAGAAUCGUUUGUCUAUGCUUAUUAUGUUGCCACACCCUGGUGUAUCCAUAGAGGAUAUGUUCUACAAUUUCUACACAGUAACAUUGGACAGAGUAUUCUACGAAUUGAAAGUUGCUAAGGAAGAAUAUGGCGAUGAUGAGGUGGACUGCUUAUUACCACGCUUCAAGAUUGAAUCCAAUUUAGAUUUGUCUGCUAUAUUGAAGAAUAAAUUUCAUAUUGUUGAUUUGUUUGACGAGAACAGAGCAAGGUUACCGAAUAUGGCACGUACACCACUUUACGUGUCCAAGAUAAUUCAUAAGGCUGAGAUUGAGGUGACAGAAGAAGGGACUACAGCAUCUGGAGUGACAUUAGCAGAGUUCAGCAACCGUAUUGGUACAAUACGGUUUGAAGCAAACCACCCCUUCACAUAUGUAAUUGUAGAGAAGACAACUAACACAGUCGUCUUUGGUGGUUUCUACCAGCAACCAUCGUUAUACUGAAAUGCCAUCAGAAUUGUUCCAUAGGCUGUGGUUACUUUUCAAAUGAUUGUGGAUCAAAUUCAACAUACCACUAAAUUGAUAAGCAAUAUGUUAAUAUUGAUGAUAUAUUUUAUCAUCCUAUAAACGGAAACAGCUGUUUUUUAAAAACCUUGCUGUGUUUUUGUAAUAAAUAAUAGAUAACUUUUUACAUUAUAGGCUGGACUGAUAUUAAAGUUUAUACAAAUAGGUAUUUAAAAUACAUAUUGUAUAGUGUUGUAAAUUGUAUAAUUUUCCACUUUGUAAUGAUGACUAAAUAGGUAAUUAAAUGAUAUUCUAGUGCUAUAGAAGUAUGAUGUUACUUGUUUGAUGAUUGCAUCAAUAAACUCAGAUGCAAGUGUAAUUAUUAGUAAGCUCACAGGGCUGCAUUUAGGGAUGUUGUUAAUAAAUAUUACAAGUGUGUUAGAAUUAUAAUUACAAUUACCAUUAUAAUAUAUUUUCUUUAUUAAAUUUCUUUGACAUACCAAUACAUAAUAAUGUAAUAUAUAUUACUGGAAAAAUAAUAUUAUCUUCAAUUAUAUUGAACAAUUAUGACAGUACUGUAUUAAAUAUUCAUUAUUUAAUAAAGUAGGUACUGUUAUUAAUUAUAAAAAAAUUGUGUCUUUAGUAGAUCACCAUGAGAUUUAGAUAACAAAUUUAAUAAACUGAUGACUUAGUAAUAUUGCCACUAAAUACAAGUCUAGAGUCUAGUAGAGAGUCUAAGAUUCUAAGAUAUGGGUGUUUACAGUAUAAAAUAUAUUGACUUUUAAUUGUAGAGUCUAUAAUGCAUAUUAGUAUUUUAACAUCAUUAUUACUAAUUUUUAAUGCCUUUUAAGAGUUCUAAAAGAUUAUUAUGACCUACUGAUAUCAUAUGUCUAAAAUAUUCAUAUAGAUUCAAUUAAAAAUGUAUUUGAUGUUUUAAUAUCCUCCCAUACUAUAUUCUACAUUUAUGAUAGUGUUAGUGAUAUAUAUAAAUAUAUAUAAGUAUACUUAUACAGAUAUAAGUACUAAGUAUUACUAUUGUAAAAAAUUCAGUUAUGGCAGCUAUAUGGUCAAUAACAUAAAUUAUAUGAAGUGCUACAUAAAGUAAAUCAAUUGUAGUUAUAAUUACAUAACAAACAUCUUAAUUAUUAGAAGACAUAAAUGAAUAUGUAAUAAUUAAGAUGUUUGUUGUGUAUGUGUGUGUUUGUUCUUACUUGGCAUAUUUAUGACUUGGCCAUCCCAAAACUAUGUGUAUGUACUAUACAUACACAUAAUUCUGGACAUAUAUUGACGGCAGUCUAACUCACCACUUCACUUCCGAUAGCCGUGGGUUUGCAUGGUAUAAUUAUUUUGUAUUCAUCAGUAUGAUUGUUUAUAUCAGUCUGGGUGUUAUCUAAGUACACUACACAUGUAUUUACUAAAAAAAAUCUAAGUUUUUAUAUCAGUUGUCUAGUACCCAUAACACAAGAUCUACUUAGCUUGGGACUAUAUGGCAUUUUGUGGAUUGCCAAGGAUAAUUAUUAUUAUAAACAUUAAUUAUCCUUGGCAUAUUUUUUUUUCUGUGCAGUUUCUGUAAUGUAUAUUCAGGCCAAGUUUGUUACUAACAUAUUGUUAUAAUUUAUUUUUCUUGAUUACUUAAGUAUAUUCAUAUUUUUUGUAUUAUUAUAUUAUUUGUUUUGUCUGGUUAGGGAAAUUUAAUUAUGAAAAAUAAACUUUAAAUAUCUAUACUUGAAAUUAGCAAUUUCAAUAUCAUAAAAAUAUAAGAGUAUAAUUAAAAUACAAUUUACUGACAGUCAUUAGACAGUACAAUGCUAAAAGUGCAAAGGAAUUUGACACCUAAAAUAUAUAUAAGAAGUUGCAAAAUCUAGCUAUAUUUGUGGAACUAUAACUGUGUAUUGUCUGAUGUGUGUGUGUGUGUGUGUGUGUGAUGUGUGUGGAAACAUGUUUCAGUGAAUAUGUGUGUGUGUGUGUGAUGUGAGAAAGUUGGACUAUAUGUACAAACGUAUUGUGCCUUAUGUUGUUAUUGUUAUCUUCAUUUUGUGCCUUUAGUGAAUACCCAUAUUUGAAAUUCUUGGUGGAUAAAUACAACAUAGUAUUUUAUGUAAAUAAAAACUGUAAAUUUUCAAGCAUACCUUGUGGUCCAAACCGGUCUGGUAUCUAUAAAUAAACGUGGAGUGGUCCAAGUGACCUUUAAAACGAUUAUGUUGGAUCUUUAAAUAGAAUUUUGACAAAAAUUUCCAACUGUGAAUAAAGGGGCCAUUGCCACAAUACCCGGGUUUUCAAUCGCCCGAUUGUUACUAACGGAGCGCUAAAAAGUCAUUCUGUGCUUAUCGCAUGCUUAUUAAGCAUACAUUGUAUAUAAGUGUACAUAAUGCUUUAAACCAACAAUUUAAAAUUUUGUAAAUUAGACUAUAAGGGUUUUACUUUAAGGUCGAUUUUUCAUAAAUUGUAAUUUAAGAGUUGAUCCAAUUUAUAAUGAAGCGUGCAUUAUGUAGACUACAAUUAAAAUUAAGCUCUCUAUUUGACAUUGUAUAAUAAGAGGGACCAUUCUUCUUAAGUACUUAGUUAGGUAGUGAUUUUAAAAGAUUUUUAUUAAUAAACUUUAGUAUAAGUUUUGUUAAAUAUCCUUUUAUCUAGAAAAUCAUGACAAU